AUGGCUGAGCUGUCUUCCAACUGGAAGAAGCUUCAGGCAAAGCUCAAUCCUGGCAAGCAAACACGCUGCCUACCUUUGCAGCGCAAGGCAAAGGAUCCGACGCCAAGUACAGAUAAGAUACACCAGUUUUCAGAGGCGAUUUUAUCAAGGACCAUCCAGCCUACAAACGCCAAAGCUCACCGAAUUAGGAAAAUGGGCGGAGUGCAUAGUUCCAAAGCCGGAGAUGAAGCCAGCACGAGCCAGUCACCAUCGAUCGCCCUGUGGGCAACAAACCAAGAUAUUUCGAGUGAGGCUCUAGCAGAGGCAUACGGCCUUGGUAUCAAAAAAAGUGCAAUCACUCUGCCUUCACAUAAUGAUAAAGUCAAUCAUGGUCGAUCCUCAAAUAUUGACGUUGGAAAGUACGUCGGACUCGAUUGCGAAAUGGUUGGAGUUGGCCAAGGGGCACAUGAGUCCGCUCUAGCUCGGAUCAGCUUGGUCGACUUUCACGGGCGACAGAUUUACGAUUCUUAUGUGAAGCCAACAGAACGAGUCAGUGACUGGAGGACGGCUGUGAGUGGCGUCUCCCAGAGGGAAAUGAGGUUUGCGAGAGAGUUUGAAGAUGUUCAACGCGAAGUAUCCGACAUCAUAAAGGGACGUAUCUUGGUUGGACAUGAUAUAAAGCACGAUCUAGAUGUGUUGAAAUUGAGUCAUCCUCUCAGGGAUAUCCGAGACACCGCCAAACAUCACGCAUUCAAGAAGUAUGGACAUGGGCGAAAACCUUCUCUACGAGUUCUCGCUCGGGAACUUCUCGCUAUGGAAAUACAGGAGGGUGCCCAUUCUAGUACUGAGGAUGCACGCGUUACUAUGCUCAUUUUCCGACGAUACAAGUCGAGUUUUGACACGGAUCAUACAAGUCGCUAUCCAAAUGGGACUCCUCCGGUCAAUACAAGGAGGUCCAAGAGACACAAAAGGAAACAUUAA
Molecule: messenger RNA, 960 nt
Organism: Metarhizium album ARSEF 1941
Lineage: Eukaryota; Fungi; Ascomycota; Sordariomycetes; Hypocreales; Clavicipitaceae
Product: RNA exonuclease 4
Exons: 1
Coding region: 1-960 (319 amino acids)
Biological process (GO): ribosomal large subunit assembly; rRNA processing
Cellular component (GO): nucleus
Molecular function (GO): 3'-5' exonuclease activity; nucleic acid binding
Source: RefSeq, a predicted model, not a curated record